Funneliformis geosporum is the source of this 123-nucleotide messenger RNA. The record is from the annotation of a GenBank genome assembly. Lineage: Eukaryota; Fungi; Glomeromycota; Glomeromycetes; Glomerales; Glomeraceae.
GAAAAAAAAGUAGAAACUAAUAUAGAUGAUAAAAUGAAGACUGGGUUUGAUCAAUUUUUAGUAUGUAUGGAUUCAUAUUUAGAUCUAAUUAAAAUAUCUAAAAUAGAUAGUGCUCAAACAAAG